AUGAAUUGCGACUUGGUCCCAAUUUUCGCGUAUUCGAAGAAAUGGGUGUUCAAGGAAAACUAUCAGCCAACAACCGUUUACCAGGGAAUGCCAGUCAACAUUGAGCUUACGCAUCGCCGACAAGCAAUUGAUUACAUCUACAAAUUGCAAGAAAUUCUCAGCAAAUAUGGUCAGUUGAUUCCAAACGUAAAUGUACUGAUAUCAGCCGUUUACUUGCAGCGAUUCUACUAUGUUCACUCAUUUUAUAGUGUUGAUGCUAAGCAACUCGCCGCUGCUUCACUUUUUCUUGCUUGCAAAACGAAUGAUCCGUGUGUUCCAAUUGGAAAAUUAGCUCGAGCUUAUUGGGAGCUAAAUUUUCCAAAUACUCCAGGGCUUCCAACUUCGAAGUUGGAUGAUGUAACGCAGAUAAUUGUGGAACUGGAGAAAGCGCUGCUCCUAACACUAGGCUUUGACAUUCAUGUUGACUUGCCGCAUCCAGUUGUCUUGAAAAUGUUUAUGGAACUCUCGUGGACUAAUGUUAAGGAUCUUAAAAGGCUGAGCUAUCAAUUCGCCACUGAUGUAAUUUGUCAAACGGAUUUGAUUCUUCGCUACACAAAAGAAGAAAUCGCCGUUGCUUGCAUUUUUUCAAUCUCGUCAUGGAUGAAUUUCAAAAUUCCUGUCAACGAAUGGUGGAAGCAGUUUGUUCCAAUGCUAGAGGAAGAUGUGCUAAUUGUUUUCUCUACUCACAAUGACAAGCGAGCCCUGUUCAACCAGACACACUCGCUGCUGGGUGGUUGCUACGUUUCUUCUGAAGUAAUCGCGGAUGAUGAAAAGACCUCAGAAUCAAAUUCGGACACUGAUGAUUUGACAAGCAGUGCACAAGCUCCUCCACUGAGUCCGUCUGAUGGUGGUUUUGUCAGUGCUUCGAGUGACGAUGACGAUGGAAUUGUAGUCAAGAAGCCACGCCUU
Mesorhabditis belari is the source of this 948-nucleotide messenger RNA. The record is from the annotation of a GenBank genome assembly. Lineage: Eukaryota; Metazoa; Nematoda; Chromadorea; Rhabditida; Rhabditidae.